CUCUUCUCAACUUGUCACACGACACUAGCACAACUGAGUUCUUGGCUCGUUCUCUCUCCUCUCCUCAGCUCCCCUUCUUCCAUCUCUCUUCUAUUCCUGUUCUCUCUCAUCUCUGAGAGAGAAAGAGAGAGAGAGAGAUCAUGUCGAUGAGCUUCUUGAGCAUGGUGGAGGCGGAGCUGCCACCGGGGUUCCGGUUCCACCCCAGGGACGACGAGCUCAUCUGCGACUACCUCGCGCCCAAGCUCGGAGGCAAGGUCGGCACCUCCGGCUGCCGGCCGCCCAUGGUCGACGUCGAUCUCAACAAGGUUGAGCCAUGGGACCUCCCCGCGGCGGCGUCAGUGAGGCCCAGGGAGUGGUACUUCUUCAGCCUGAAGGACCGGAAGUACGCGACGGGGCAACGCACGAACCGAGCGACGGUGUCCGGUUACUGGAAGGCCACCGGCAAGGACCGGGCGGUGGCGCGGCGAGGAGCGCUGGUGGGGAUGAGGAAGACGCUGGUGUUCUACCAGGGAAGGGCCCCCAAGGGGAGGAAGACGGAGUGGGUGAUGCAUGAGUACAGGAUGGAGGGUGCGCAUGAGCAAUCCUCCAACUUCUCCUCCAAGGAGGAAGAUUGGGUGCUGUGCAGAGUCAUCUGCAAGAAAAAAUCAGCAGGAGGAGGUGCCACAUCCAAGCCAGCAAGAAGCCUCACCACCAAAGGCCGUGACACUGCAACAACAACCACCUCGCCACCACUGCCACCCCUCAUGGACACUACCCUAGCACAGCUCCAGGCUGCCAUGAACACCACAGACACCGCCUGCUCCGGCGCCGGUGCAAUCGAGCAGGUGCCCUGCUUCUCCAGCUUCAACAAUAUUGCCAGCAACAUAUACAGUGCUCAGCCAUUCUACCUGCCCAUGGUCACAGGCAGCAAUGGCAUGAGCUACCUGGACCAUGGCCUGCCUGCACUGGGCAGCUGCUUUGAUCCUCUGAACUCUGACAAGAAGUUGCUCAAGGCAGUUCUGAGCCAAUUUGGGGGUGAGGUGGUGCCAAGCCUGCCCCCUGAGAUGGCUGCUGCUACUGCGAGCUCUACUUGGAUGAAUCAUUUCUAGGGAAAUUAAUUCAGGCAGCAUAAGAUAUUGGUGAUUGCGUAUGAACUAUAUAUAUAUUUAUUGUGUGGUACAAUAUUUAAGUGUGAGUAGUCGAGCAUGCGACGUUUUUUCUGUUGGUUUCCAUAUGGAACGAGGAAAUUAGGAGUACAACUAUGUAAUGAUUGUUGAAGUAGUAGAUUUCAGCUCGGUUAUUUUGCUC
Molecule: messenger RNA, 1287 nt
Organism: Phragmites australis (common reed)
Lineage: Eukaryota; Viridiplantae; Streptophyta; Magnoliopsida; Poales; Poaceae
Product: NAC domain-containing protein 21/22-like
Exons: 3
Coding region: 141-1088 (315 amino acids)
Biological process (GO): regulation of DNA-templated transcription
Molecular function (GO): DNA binding
Source: RefSeq, a predicted model, not a curated record